Harpegnathos saltator (Jerdon's jumping ant) is the source of this 2522-nucleotide messenger RNA. Its product is annotated as C1GALT1-specific chaperone 1-like protein. The coding region runs from base 1066 to 2427 and encodes 453 amino acids. Gene Ontology annotation, cellular component: membrane. The record is from RefSeq and is a predicted model, not a curated record. Lineage: Eukaryota; Metazoa; Arthropoda; Insecta; Hymenoptera; Formicidae. Gene Ontology annotation, molecular function: N-acetylgalactosaminide beta-1,3-galactosyltransferase activity. The transcript is spliced from 4 exons.
UUAUAUUUAAAGUUGUAUGCUAAAUUUUUUAUGAUGAUUGCUGAGAAUACGAAAGUUCAUGUUAAAAUACUAAAGUUUUUAUGUAUUAAAAAAUCACUUGGUACCCAUAUUAUCGUGCAAAGAUUAUAAGAAGAAAAUAUCUAUCGUGUGAUCUCUUGUACUAUAAAGGUCGUGUACUUUACACACACACACACGCACACACACAAGUACACAAUACAAUGCUUUAUUUCUGAGCUCAUAACAGAUAUAUUUAAUCUUUAUAAACUUCAGUGGCAUUGACAAUAAUGCAUUUUAGUAUGAAAAAACAGGACAAAUAUUUUUGACGAACUUAAAUAAGGACCUUGUAUCAAAUCACAGUAGAAAAUAAUUUCUUAUUAUCAGUUUAUUAUAUUAUAUUAUACUGUGUAUAUACUGUAGAAUCUAACAUCAUUUAGAAUUCUGAAGAAAGUUAUGGUUCAUUCGUGAAUUUGUUUCACGUACCACCAGUUGAUCUAUAUUUAUAUGAAUGUCUAUUAAUUUUAUAGGUUAUGUAUGAGCCAACAGAUGGCUCGUGUGUUUAUGCUACCUGUUGAUUUAACACAGCCGCGAAUAACGGUACACUGUGUAUUAUGUUAGUAAUUUGAUCAAUUUUUACUUUGCUCGAUCAUUUCUCUUAUGGAACUAAUAACAAGCAUCGGACAAGUCGUUGAUUGCGGCUUUAUAAACUAUUAUCUCAUGGUUUAAAAUGUACAUGUUUGAAAAUAUACUAUAUCCAAUUGAAUAAUAUCAAUGAUUUUGCAAUGGCUGCACCCAACACACGUAUCACCGAGAUACAUGUGUUGCAGUUUGAUUUUGAGGAGAAUUAAUAUUGUGAACAACAUGGAAAAUAAUUAAGAUUCAACAAUUCAAGGCAUAUUAUACACGUGGAAAAGUUUUAAUUUAAUGAAAUAAGUGAGCUUAACUAAGGUCAGAUACCAUGAUUAAACGUAAGAAUAGAGCAGAAUAGCUCUUGCGUUAUAGUUAAUUGUUGCCUUUGCAUUCUCACAGUCAAAUAAUUAUAUAUCUAUCUAGUUUUACAGUAAUACAAUGUGUCUUCGUCGCUUGAAAAAAAGAUCUGUAUUUUUUAUUGGUUUUGGGAUUGGCUUUAUUUUCCCAUUAUUGUUGCUCUUAUUGAGAAGAAUAUUUAUGAUUCAUCUGACACAACAUGAUAAAAAAUUGUGGCAGCCUGAAUAUUAUUUAUGCAAGAAGCCAUAUCAUGAAGAAAUUAUUUUACAACUUUGGAAGAAGGAGAAGAGGAUAUUUAGCUAUUUUAAUAUUACAUAUAACGCUUGGUUGGCAGAAAAAAAUUUAAGAUCGUACAAAGUUGAUCCGGACAAGUAUCUAUACAGUCCACAAAGAGGAAAUGUAAAAGAAAUAAAUAUAGAAUGGAAAUGGUUGUCGAAACAAGUUUCUAUUACAUGUGUUGUUUUUAUAGAAAAACUUAAAUUAGGAAAAUCAAUUCAAGCCACAUGGGGUAAACACUGUAAUAAUAUAUAUUAUUUUGGGCACCAUUUGAAGAACACAGAACUGCCUGUUAUAAAUGCAAGGACAAAGAUUGUGUCUUCAUGGCAAAUGCUGUGUGAAGCUAUGAAUUAUAUUUGGAAUGACAAAGCAGCGGAUAAAUUGAAAUGGAUUAUUUUUGUGAAAGACGAUACCAUGGUAAUACCAGAAAAUUUGCGUUACAUGGUCGCUCCAUUAGACUAUAGAGAUGAUUAUUAUUUGGGUCAUCCAGUAAUUAUGUGGAGUCAGCCUUACAAUGUUGCUCAAUCUGGAUAUGUUCUUAGUAGAGGAGCAUUGGCUAAAGUAGUAAAAAUGUUCAAUACUUCGGAAAAAUGUGCUGCAAGUGGGAAGUAUUGGAAAAAGGAAGAUUAUUACCUUGGGAAACAUUUGCUGUCUUUAGGCAUACAUCCAUCUGAUACCAGAGAUCAGUACUUAAGAGGUACUUUCCACGGUUAUUCUUUGCAAACUCUCUUGUGGGGUGUUAAUAGACCAGACAGCUAUUGGACACGUGCUGUAUAUCCUAUGAAGGGAGCCUGUUGCUCGCCGGUAUCUGUAACUUUCAACGCCGGUGAAUCUGAUAGGAUGCAUACAUUGUAUUAUUUAUUAUAUCACUUUCGUAUAUUUAUGGGCAAAGGCAGAUUCGGCAAUAUACCUGCUAAAGCUCCAAUACUCGAAACUGACGUGUGGAAAAUUGCACUGAAGGAAGAAUUCAACAUCACGCAUUUGAACGAUAUUACGAGCGACGCUUAUUAUGAGAUAUGGCAUUCAAAAUAUUCCGAACCGGGACAGCUAAGAAUUACUAAAGAUUAUCGAGUCACAUUAGAUUGCUUACUCGAGAAUCAUAACGAGAAGAGCAAAUCUAUCAACGGUUGUCUGACAAAAUAUGUUAUCGGCAAUACGAAAGCUUAAAUAAAUAGACCAUCAGAGAAAUGCUAGAAAAGUUGACAAUAUGAUUAACGCACAGUUGUUAUUACAAAGAAUAUAUAAAGUCAGUAUAUAACGUA